Messenger RNA from Sphaeramia orbicularis (orbiculate cardinalfish), 3437 nucleotides. It is a transcript of the gene kremen1, whose product is annotated as kringle containing transmembrane protein 1. The coding region runs from base 243 to 1667 and encodes 474 amino acids. Gene Ontology annotation, cellular component: plasma membrane. Gene Ontology annotation, biological process: multicellular organism development. The transcript has 9 exons. NCBI's taxonomy places the organism in Eukaryota, Metazoa, Chordata, Actinopteri, Kurtiformes, Apogonidae. The record is from RefSeq and is a predicted model, not a curated record.
CCCUGUUUCCUGUCACAUGGGUUGGAAAUAGGAUCCCUGCUUUCUACUAUCUGGUCUCGUCUUUGUGGUGUCAGUGUAGUAGUAGCAGCUGUAAGACCUGCCUUGAAGUUCAGGGACUUUUAACGCCAGCCAAAGAGCGACUCCCUCUCAGUCUGUCAGUCAGUCCUCCGGUCUGCGCAUCCGUCCGUCCGUCAGGCUGCACUUCACCUGAGACAGAACAACUUCACAUAUUUGAUCUCAGCAUGGAUUCCUGGACAGUCACCUCUGCGCUUCUUCUCGCUGGGCUUAUUUCCUCCGCGGCUUUCAGUCAUUUCGACACUGAGUGCUACACUGCCAAUGGAGAGGACUACAGGGGUUUCCAGAACCAGACCAGCCUGCAUGGUGGCAAGCCCUGCCUCUUUUGGAAUGAGACCUUCCAGCACCCAUACAACACGCUCAAAUACCCCAACGGAGAGGGGGGUUUGGGCAGCCACAACUACUGCAGGAAUCCUGAUGGGGACGUUCAACCGUGGUGCUACAUUGCUGAUCAUGAAGACGGGAUCUACUGGCGCUACUGUGACAUCCCUACAUGUCAAAUGCCUGGAAACCUGGGCUGCUUCAAAGACAGUGGCGACCCACCAACCCUGUCCGGCACCAGCGAGACUUCCAACAAACUCACCAUCCAGAACUGUAUAAGUUUCUGCAGGAAGCAGAGAUACAAGCUUGCAGGAAUGGAGUCAGGAUAUGCCUGUUUCUGUGGCAAUGAGGUCGACCUGCGUGAUCACGGAGAGUCACCUGGCAUGGAGUGUAACCACGUUUGUUUUGGCAACCACAACCAGCCCUGUGGCGGAGACGGCUGGGUCAUCAUCUUUGAUACCCGAGUCGGGGCCUGUGGUGGUAACUACAGCGCUCCAUCAGGAGUGAUCUACUCACCUGAUUUCCCUGACAAAUACAACCCUGGCCGUGUUUGCUACUGGACUAUCCAGGUCCCCGGAUCCUCGGCCAUCCUCUUCAACUUCACCUUCUUUGACAUCUCUGACCAGACCGACAUGGUGGAACUGCUGGAUGGCUACACCAACCAGGUGGUGGCGCGCUUCGACUGGCGCAGCCCUCCACGGGAGCUGGUGAACAUCACAGGAGACUUUGUCAUUCUUUACUUCUACUCAGACCGCACCAACCAGGCCCAAGGAUUCGCUCUGCUUUACCAAGCAUUGAGAGGCCCAGACACCAGAACCACGGAGGCAGAAAGUGAAGAGGAAGGGGAGGACGUGUCCAGCACCACCGGGCCUCAGCUGGUUGGAAGCGUCACCGAGAAAUCCAACAGCACAUCCAACGGCCGCUCAUCCCAGAUCCUCUACGUGAUCACGUCCAGCCCCGGUAAACCGGAGCACAACAUGCCAGGUCAGUGGGCUGGACGCAGCGAGACCACCGGCCACAGCGCUAUGUGGACCAUCUACGCCCUGGCUGCUCUCCUCAUACUCACCGUCAUCGCCAUGGUGGCAAAGCUGCUGCUGCAUAUCACGGUCAAGUCUCCAAACAUCCCGACUGUCAGCGGUUCAGACAGCUGCAGUCAGAGCACGGCGUCCUCUGAGCCUUGGAUUAUCCUGUACCGGCCCUCCACCAUCUCUCUGUUCAAGAAGAAGCUAAAGAACCACCACGGCGACCUCAGCCCCCUGGUGGGCAACUAGCGUUAUCGCGACGCUCCACUGAUAACUAAUCACUACCGCCACCCACAACCUCUCUGUACAUGGGCCGUCAGAUGCCAGGCCCUCAGACAAUGAAACUCUAUGAGGCGCUAAGCUAACAAGCCAAGAACUGAGCGGCUAAUGACAACAGACUGAGUAUCUGCUACUAAAUGGCGGCGGGCCAGAGCGGCUGAGCCCUCCCAUCCUGCUCAGCACCAAAGAGGAGCGGACAGGCAGGGCUGUCAGUGAAGGCAGCACGUAGAGGUCGACAGCAAAGGACUGACAGUGGAAGAUCUGCAGCUCUAAUAAAGGACGUUUUUAACAUACAGGAAGCUUCUGUUUCACCAAGGUUCCAUUAACAUAACUCACAGUUGUCUCUAACAAUCAACAUACGGUACCUCUGCAGACUCACCAGUGAAACACACCACAGUAACGUCUAACUUCACUGUCUGUACUUCUUAAGAAACUGUACUGUUCCCUGGUGCUCCAGUAGAAACUUCAUCAGUGUCAAAGAGACGAUGAAGAAACCGAGGCUUUGAUACAGCUUAACAGUUUUGUAUAACUCUUCUAACUGCCUCAUAUGAACGUAAGAACUUCUAGCCAAAAAACAGAAUCCUCCCAUCCAAAGAGUCAAGUAUGUAUUGGUCUCUUGAUAUGUUUUUUUUUUUAAUUUUGCAAAGCUCUAAUGUUUCUUUUUUGAUGUGUUUUACCGUGACAACUAACUCUCUGAGGACAGGGGAAACAGGACAUGAAAACGUCACUCAGAAGGUAGAUAUCACAGCACUUUGGGGAUGAAUCACUCACCGUAAAAAUGAAAAGAUCAGAGAGAAAGAGCACGCUCGCCCACUCGUACGUUCAUGUGGAUUUGGGUGGAGAAAAGAAACUGCGUUGUUCACCGGAGGGGUGGGGGGUGAAGGGGGGAGUUGGGUUGGGUGGCGCAUUAUGCAGACAAACUGCCAUUUAGGGAGGCUUGGGAAGAUCUGAGGGCUUUUUCUGCUCGGUUGUGGGUGGGAGUCUUUCCGGUUUGAUGGUGUUCAAGUGCCUUAAGGAUCUCCUCUUCCCUUGUCUCAGAUUCCUCACAUCUGUUUCUUUCUCGAAGCAGACUGAGGUCCCUCACUGGAAUCUGCACUUCUUUAAAUCAGUGUGGAUGUGAAGAGUUUCAUUCUAUAAGAGGUUACCCACCAAUGCCAUGUAAAGUAAAACAGGAUGCCACGUCUUGUACAUCGAUUAGAAGCAUAAAUCAAGAAUAGAGCAUAGUCUUUUUAUCUAUCCUACACUCAGCUGAACACAUCUGAAAAGUAGAAGAUGUAGAUGACUUCAUCUUGAUGUUGAAAUGAUUUAUUUUUUCAGAAGUGAACACAUAGCCUUUUGGAAAUGAACUCUUCAUGUAGUAACAGAGAAGACUUUAAAAGAAAAUGUUGUUUCUCAGUUCUGUAUGUGCUCUUAAGUGUAGUCUUGGACAUUUACUGAACAUAUUGUUCACAUUAAGUUGUCUUUUGAUUACAACAUCGGGAUAAAUAUUGUAUAUUAUGUAAUUCAGUGUGGGAAUGAUGAUAUUUAUGUCCACUCAUUGUUUCAUGUCACAAAAAAGCAUUUGAGAAACCUGUCAAAAUGCUCUUUGUACUUCCUCAUUAACUGCAACUUUGCUCAAAGGUGAAGUCCUCAACACACUGGAAAAAAUCUAAAUUUUAUCAAGUACAUUUUUCUCAUUUCUAGUCAAAAUAUCUCAUCACACUUAAAAUAAGACAUAAUCACCUAAAGAGUAACUUUUAA